AUGUUCGCCCGUGCCGUCCGUCCUGCCGCCCACGCCGCCCGUGCCGCCCGCCGUAUUCCGGUCGCCCCGGCCCGCCGCCUCCUCUCCAACACCUCCCGUCCGGGUCCCGAGGUCGAGGCCGAGCACAGCAAGAACCUCGCUCUUGUGACUGGUGCCGUCGUCGCCCUCGUUACGGCGGGUAGCAUCGUCAGCGACCUGCGCAAGAACUACGUCCACCCUUCCGAGCCUACGGAGGAGGAGGUGGCCGAGGAGGAGGGUGAGGCUGAGGCGGCCGCUGAGGACGAGGGCGCCGUCAUGGUCGAAGCGGCGAUUGACAGCGUUAAGGAGAAGGCCAAGCAUGCCCUCUCUGCGGCCGACGCGGCCCUCGCCGACCUCAUCGCCGAGGCUGAAACCGCUCUCGGCUUGCACCCCGCGUCCGCGACCGACGCCCUCGCAGCCGAGGCCGCCAGCCAGGGCGCCUUCAACGAGGAGACUGGCGAAAUCAACUGGGACUGCCCCUGCCUCGGCGGCAUGGCGACCGGGCCCUGCGGCGAAGAGUUCAAGGCGGCCUUCUCGUGCUUCGUCUACUCGGAGGCCGAGCCAAAGGGCAUCGAGUGCGUCGAAAAGUUCAAGGCAAUGCAGGACUGCUUCCGCGAGCAUCCCGACGUGUAUGGCGAGGAGGAGGUCGAGGACGAGGCUGCCGAGGAGCCCCCAUCAGAGAGCAAGUAG
This is a messenger RNA of Cutaneotrichosporon cavernicola, 708 nucleotides long. RefSeq lists its product as uncharacterized. The record is from RefSeq and is a predicted model, not a curated record. Gene Ontology annotation, cellular component: mitochondrial intermembrane space. Gene Ontology annotation, molecular function: protein-disulfide reductase activity. Lineage: Eukaryota; Fungi; Basidiomycota; Tremellomycetes; Trichosporonales; Trichosporonaceae. The coding region runs from base 1 to 708 and encodes 235 amino acids. Gene Ontology annotation, biological process: protein import into mitochondrial intermembrane space. The transcript is spliced from 4 exons.